CAACAACAGGUAGGGGGAGGGCAGGAGGGGGAGCUCUCCACCCUGCCACAUCCCGGACAUUCACACGAUAAUAACAGAGAGAGCGAUACCAGUACUGUCCAGAGGAGGCCGCUGUGACUCUUCAACUGUAUUCUUUCCUGAUUGUCUUCGCUCAGUCUGACCCGAAGAGUCUACAGCAAAAUGGGGACAGCUUUAGUUUACGAUGAAGAGAUGACUCGCUACAAACUGCUCUGGAUUGACCCAGCCUGUGAGAUUGAGACGCCUGAGCGUCUGACAGUGAGUCAUGAAGCAUUGAUCCGGAAAGGCCUGGCUGCUCGAUGUGUUUCCAUCCCUGUACAAGAGGCCACAGAUGAUAAUAUUCUACUGAUUCACAGCAAGGAGUACCUGGAGGCAGUGAAGAAGACCCCCUACAUGACGCUGGAAGACCUGAAGGACUUUACCCUGCAAUAUGGGGACGUCUACUUUCACCCAAACAUCUAUCACUGUGCCAAACUGGCUGUGGGAGCCGCACUGCAACUGAUAGAUGCUGUAAUGACCGGGAAAGUGAGAAAUGGCAUGGCUCUGGUCAGGCCCCCGGGACAUCACAGCAUGCGCAGUGCUGCCAAUGGAUUCUGUGUGUUCAACAAUGUGGCCAUAGCAGCCAAAUAUGCCCAGCAAAACUACGGAGUUCAAAGGGUGCUAAUAGUUGACUGGGAUAUACACCACGGCCAAGGGGUGCAGUAUGCCUUUGAGGAUGAUCCAAGUGUUCUUUACUUCUCUUGGCAUCGCUAUGAGCACCAAAAAUUUUGGCCUAAUCUUAGAGAAUCAGACUACGACUGUGUUGGCAAAGACAAAGGUGCUGGGUUCAACAUAAAUGUGCCGUGGAACAAGACUGGAAUGCAGAACAGUGACUAUCUUGCCGUCUUCUGUCACAUUCUCCUGCCAGUCGCCUAUGAGUUUUGUCCAGACCUGGUGUUGGUGUGCGCCGGCUUUGACUCCGCUAUCGGUGACCCUGAGGGUGAAAUGUGUGCCACCCCAGACAUUUUUGCCCACCUCACGCACCUGCUGAUGAACCUGGCCGGAGGCAAAUUGUGUCUCAUUUUGGAGGGAGGAUACAACCUGACUUCUCUCAGCCAGUCUGUGUGUCUCACCGUUCAAACUCUGCUUGGAGAUCCUGCUCCCCGGCCUGCAAACCUCCCAGGACCCUGUAAAAGUGCACUUGAGUCCAUCCACAGCGUGCGCUCAGCUCAUCUGAAGUACUGGUCCUGCCUUAAACACGCCGCUGAAAAGCCCCCUUCAGACGUCAGCACAAAGCGCAUGGAGGGUGGAGAUUCCACAGUUACCGAACCUAACACAGCCUGGCCUGAGCCUCCCGUACAAGUCCCGCCUCCCUUGCACACUGCAGCAGUGCUCCCCGAGGGCGUGGCUUGUCCCGACAGAUGCUCCAGCUUACCCCAGGAUCCACAUUCAGAAGAAGGAUUUGACGGUGGAGCUGUCUCUAAAUUAUCCAGUAUCACUGCACUUGCUGCGGGAAUGAAGAAGAAUGAGAUUCGUAACGGCUUGGCCUUGGUGAGUGAUGUUUCCAUGGCGAUGGCGCCGCUCCUCUGGCAAUUGACUGCUCUUGAACAACGAGUUUUGGCUGUGUGGGUUGGAGACACUGGAGUCCUGAGUGAGCUUCCAGAGGACGGGAAAACACUCACAGUGCACUUCAGCAAUGAGGCGCCAAAGGAGCACAUAUGCAGAUAUUACAUACCCGUUUGCCUCAAGAAGGGCUUCAUGCAGGCUGCCUUCAGCCUCCUCCUGCCUCUCGGCUACGAGUACGACCCCGGUCUGGUCCUGCUGGCCCGGACGCCAGGGAGCAGCAUGGACGAGAUUGCGUGGCAGCAGCUUGUUGGCCUCCUGCAAGGCCUGGCUGGGGGUCAUGUGCUUGUACUCCUGCAGGAAGGUGAGAAGGAUCUGGUGGGAAUGACAGCGUCUUCCCUCUCUGGGAGACCCGCGUCCUCUCUGGGACAACUUCCUGCUCCACUAGCUGAGGACGUGGCGGCGCUGGAGAGCCUGAGACACCGACUACAGACUGACUGGAAGCUACUGCAGACGUCAGGUGACUGUAAUGUGAACUAAAUAACACCAGCAACGACAUGAGGUACACUUGCGCCACCAUUUAUGAGAGCUGUAUUCAUUGAUGCAUAUUUAUUGUUGUGGUUUGUACAAGUGCAUUCCCUCAUACAGGCAUCCUAAUAUAUCGGUUUAUGUAGCAACUCCAUCACAAUAAUACACAUACAGUAUAGGUAUACUGUAUAUUUGUGUAUACUCACAAAUUCAUUUGCUAACCAAGACACAUUUAUACAUCUUUUGCGUUUCUUUUUGUGUGUGCAAGAGGCCAAAAGAUGACGCAACUGCACAAUAGAAGAGAUAUGGUGCAGUUUUAAGUGGCCACAAGGUGGCAGAAUUGCAUUAGGAGCUCAGCAUGCAUCUUUCCAUGUAAAAGAGCACUCCAUAGCAAGCAGGAAGUCCAAAAGCAUGGAGCCCUGCAGCAUUGAAGGGACCACCCACUUCAGUUCCAAAUGUGUACAUUUUUUUAUUUUCAUGUAAAAUAUAUUUUGUGUUGUUUAUGUUGUGGCAUAGUUGUUUAAUUAUUUUGGCUAAAUAUAUCAUGGUGAAGGUAAUGGUUUAAUUUGAUUUGGACAUGAAUCAAGUUAUUGAAUGCAUCACAUAAUCAAUUCACAGUUCCACAUUUCUAAAAGGAGUAGGAAGAAGCAAAGCUUAUUGACAACUAUAAGGUAUAUACAACCUUUUUUAUGAUUAAGUCUAGUCUUUCUUUCGGUGUGUACCAUGUUUUUUUUUGUAAUGAAACUGUGAGAAGUGAAUGUGAUGACUACUGAAGCUCCAAUUAAUUUUGUAGAUAUAUUUUUCUCUUUUCAAAAAUAAAUGAUUUCCUGAUUGUGAA
Molecule: messenger RNA, 2926 nt
Organism: Doryrhamphus excisus (bluestripe pipefish)
Lineage: Eukaryota; Metazoa; Chordata; Actinopteri; Syngnathiformes; Syngnathidae
Gene: hdac10
Product: histone deacetylase 10
Biological process (GO): epigenetic regulation of gene expression
Molecular function (GO): deacetylase activity
Source: RefSeq, a predicted model, not a curated record